This is a messenger RNA of Fonsecaea erecta, 1077 nucleotides long. RefSeq lists its product as hypothetical. Bases 1 to 1077 code for a protein of 358 amino acids. The record is from RefSeq and is a predicted model, not a curated record. Lineage: Eukaryota; Fungi; Ascomycota; Eurotiomycetes; Chaetothyriales; Herpotrichiellaceae. The transcript is spliced from 2 exons. Gene Ontology annotation, molecular function: oxidoreductase activity.
AUGACGACGCCGAAUGCUAUGAAGACGGCGAUAGUCACAGGUGGCUGCGGCGGGAUCGGCUUCGGGCUGGUAUCGUACCUGCUCUCACAGCCCGAUUGGCGCGUCGUGAUCGCCGACAUCCGCGCGGACGCCUACACCCCCAUCGCCGCAAAGCUCGACCGGGACCGGCACCUGUUCGUGGCGACGGACGUCGGGUCGUGGGACUCGCAGGCGGCGCUGUUCCGGCAGGCGUUCGCGUGGUCGGGCGGGCGCAUCGACUUCCUCGCCGCCAACGCCGGCACGGCCGAGAAGGAGCACAUCGCGCUGGCGAACCCGAUGGCGCCGGACGCCGACCCGGACAGCGAGCCCCUGCCCCCGCCCAUGCACUGCACUCAGGUCAACCAGAUCGGCGUCUUCUACGGGCUCAAGCUCUUCAUCCACUACAGCCGCCGCACCGCCAAGGCCAUGCUCGCCGCCGCCGCACAAUCAACGAACGGCGCCGAGGCCUCUGCCACCACCCUCAACCCAACGUCGUCGUCCUCGUCGUUAUUAUCUCCAGCGGCGGCGGCCGCAGCAGCAGCAGGAUACAACCCGAAGGUGGUGAUCACGUCGUCGUGCGCAGGGCUGUACCCGUUCCCCGUGGCGCCGGAGUACUGCGCGACGAAGCACGCGGUGCUGGCGCUGACGCGGUCGGUGGGCGCGAUGCUGCUCGCGACGGACAACCUGGCGGUAAACUGCAUCAACCCGGCGUACGUGGACACGGGGAUGACGCCCUCGGCGGUGACGGCGCAGUGGCCACCGGAAUGGAUCACGCCCGUGAGCACGAUGGUGCGCGCGUACGCCGAGCUGAUCUCCGAGACGGGGCGGGUGGCGCAGGACGGCCGGUCUGAUGGCGUCGACGGCGUGGUCAAGACGGGCCAGAGCGUCGAGUGCGUCGUUGACCGCCUGUUCUACCGCAGACCCGUCGACUACGCCGACGAGAGCCAACGCUUCCUCAUCGAGCAGAGCCUCGACCUGCAGCACGGCCUCUGGUGGAAGGGCGCGAGGGAGAGGUUCGCGAACAGGCAGGCCGCCGCAGAUCAGGUUGGGGCGACGUGA